This is a messenger RNA of Ilyonectria robusta, 1941 nucleotides long. Its product is annotated as general substrate transporter. Gene Ontology annotation, biological process: transmembrane transport; carbohydrate transport. Gene Ontology annotation, molecular function: carbohydrate:proton symporter activity. The record is from RefSeq and is a predicted model, not a curated record. Bases 67 to 1683 code for a protein of 538 amino acids. Gene Ontology annotation, cellular component: membrane. The transcript is spliced from 5 exons. Lineage: Eukaryota; Fungi; Ascomycota; Sordariomycetes; Hypocreales; Nectriaceae.
CUCCCUCCCGCCUGGAACCGAUCAGCCAUCUUACCCUUCCCACAGCCCGAGACAGGUUUAGCAACAAUGCUGGGAAAACGAUCUAUCAAAGUCAAUGGCGCCGACUGUGGCGUCGAGGCGCUCCUCUUGGGCAUCACGACGUCCAUCGGAGGCUUCCUCUUCGGUUACGAUACGGGCCAGAUUUCUGGCAUGCUGCUCUUUAAAGACUUCAUCGACCGAUUCGCGCAGACACAACCUGAUGGCACCAAGAAAUGGGAGCCAAUUAUCCAGUCUCUGGUCGUCUCUCUCAUCAGCAUCGGUUGUCUGAUUGGUUCCUUGUCCGGUGCUUACACGGCCGACUGGUGGGGUCGACGCAAGAGCUUGACUUUCGGAGUCAUCAUCUUCAUCAUUGGUAACAUCAUUCAGAUUACAGCGAUGAACUCCUGGGUUCAUAUGAUGAUGGGUCGCUUCGUCGCUGGUCUCGGUAUCGGUAACCUCUCGGUCGGUGUUCCCAUGUUUCAGUCCGAGUGCUCGCCGAAAGAGAUUCGAGGAGCCGUCGUGGCAUCCUACCAACUCAUGAUUACUUUUGGCAUUCUCGUAUCCAACAUCGUCAACUAUGGCGUGCGAAACAUUGAAGACUCUGAUGCGUCGUGGCGCAUCGUCAUCGGUUUGGGCAUCGGGUUUUCACUCCCCCUCGGCAUUGGCAUUCUCUGCGUCCCCGAGUCCCCUCGAUGGCUUGCUGGGAGGGAAGAGUGGGACGAGGCCAGGCUUUCCCUGGCUCGACUCCGUGGACUAAAGGACGACCCCAGCAAUCCUCUCGUCGAGGAUGAUCUGAACGAGAUGAGAGAGGUGCUACAGAAGGAAAUGCAGGUCGGCCAAGGCAGCUGGGCGGAGUGCUUCAAUCCCAACACAAACAUCCCCAAGCUGGUUUACCGCACACUCCUAGGAAUCGGUAUCCAUUUCCUGCAACAGUGGACGGGUGUGAAUUAUUUCUUCUACUAUGGCGCUACCAUCUUUGAGUCGGCGGGCAUCGAUGACCCCAUCUUGACGCAGCUGAUCCUUGGCGCUGUCAACGUCCUCAUGACCUUUUACGGUCUGUACGUGGUCGAGAAGUACGGUCGCAGAUGGCCACUCUUCCUCGGUGCACUCUGGCAGGCUGCUUGGCUGCUGGUAUUUGCCUCGGUUGGUACCGCCAUGAACCCUGAAGGCAAUCGCGCCGUCGGUAUCGUCAUGAUUGUGUCGGCUUGCAUGUUCAUCGCCUCCUUUGCCGGUACUUGGGGACCCAUCUGCUGGGUUGUCAUUGGCGAGACUUUCCCUCUUCGGACUCGUGCCAAGCAAGCAUCUCUUGCCACUGCCAGCAACUGGCUUGGAAACUUCAUGAUUGGUUUCCUCACUCCACUUGCCGACGAAGGAAUCUCGUAUGGAUACGGCUUCGUCUUCUUCGGCACCAACCUAGCAGCAGCCCUCCUGGUCUGGUUCUUCCUUUACGAGUCACGCACACUCAGUCUGGAGCAUGUCGACAUGAUGUACGGCCAAGACCACCUCAAGCCUUGGACCAGCUCAGAGUGGACUCCUCCAGGAUAUAUUACGCGAAAGGAGAGAGACGAAUCACACUUCAGACGAUUGAGUGCCGCAAGCGCCAAGCACGGCACCAAGAAGCCAAGGAACAGCAAUGCCUCAGCUACUGAGUACGAGUCUGUGUAAGGGAGGAUCCUAGAGGCACGAAAACGUGUACAUGUGCAUAGAUUAUGACCAUUCCAGUAUCCUUAUUGUAACUGAUACCAAUAAAUACUUUCACCAAUGCCUGAAAUUUGACCUCAGAAGACUCUGAAUGAUCGCCGCCACCCAGGCUUCCUCCCUCAUCGAUUAUAAUCUUUCAAUGAAUAUUGAUGGUUUCACGUAAGCAUAAACCCCAACCCUAAGAUUCUUCCAAUAAUGAACCUAAUGGAGAACUAUAAAAAC